Molecule: messenger RNA, 783 nt
Organism: Cylindrotheca closterium
Lineage: Eukaryota; Bacillariophyta; Bacillariophyceae; Bacillariales; Bacillariaceae
Source: the annotation of a GenBank genome assembly
AUGCUCGACGAGUUUUCUGUCAAGUUUAAAGUGGAUGACAAACAGGAAACACCUGCUGGCAAUAAUUUGCUGGAGGUAGGAAAAGGAAAACUAUUGGAUAAAGAUCAACAGACCGAGUUUCACCGGUUUGUUGCAAAACAUUUGUUUUUGACCAAACGCGCGCGUCUGGAUAUGCAUCCGACGGUGGCAAUUUUGGCAUCACGAGUUCAAAAUCCAAAUCAGAGUGAUUGGCAUAAACUCGUGAGACUUAUGAGAUACAUGCACUCUACCAAGAAAUGGCAUCUCACGCUGAGCGCUGACAACCUUCGUGUAAUGAAGUGGUAUGUUGAUGCGUCUUUUGCGGUUCACCCUGACUUCAAGAGUCACACAGGAGGAGUGAUGACCAUGGGUGGUGGAGCCAUGCAGGCUAUGUCCAAGAAACAGAAGUUAAACAGCCGCAGCAGUACACAUGCGGAACUAAUUGGAGUAGAUGAUGCGAUCACACAAGUGUUGUGGACACGCAUGUUCAUGGAAGAACAGGGUUAUCCGAUUGAGAAGAAUAUCUUGUACCAAGACAACAUGAGCUCUAUUCUCCUCGAAAAGAACGGGAGAUUGAGUGCAGGAAAGAGAAGCCGCGCUUUGAACAUCCGUUAUUUCUUUGUCACUGAUCAGGUUGAGAAAGGAAAUCUUACGAUCGAACACAUGCCGACCGAUGACAUGUGGGGGGAUUAUAUGACAAAACCUUUGCAAGGGGAAAAGUUCCGCAAAUUUCGGGCAUUGAUCCAAGGGGAACAGGAAGAUUAG